Molecule: messenger RNA, 2053 nt
Organism: Phalacrocorax carbo (great cormorant)
Lineage: Eukaryota; Metazoa; Chordata; Aves; Suliformes; Phalacrocoracidae
Source: RefSeq, a predicted model, not a curated record
CAAUGCCAUGCAAUGCUACAGGCUUGGGGAAGAAUGGCUGGAAAGCCGCCUGGCAGAGAAGGACCUGGGUGUGGUGGCUGACGGGUGGCCAAGACUGCCAAUAGCAUCCUGGCUUGGAUUCUAUUGAUUCAUAGUAACUUUAGAGAUCAACAUCAACAUCUUAAACUUGCAGACACAAUCUGAGUUAUUAAGCCCCUGCUGCUUCCUGACAAGAAACAAAUGGGCUGGUUUUAGAGGAGAUGGCAUUAAACUUGCUUUCAUUAUUUCUUUUUUUUUUUUUUUUUUUUAAUUAAAAGCCUCAGCACUAUUUUUGUGUGUGGUUUGGUUUUUAGACUGAAUCUGGCUAUGGAUCAGAGUCAAGUUUACGACGCCACGGCUCCAUGGUGUCUCUUGUUUCUGGAGCAAGUGGAUACUCUGCAACAUCCACCUCUUCGUUCAAGAAGGGCCAUAGCUUACGUGAGAAGCUUGCAGAAAUGGAAACCUUUAGAGACAUCUUGUGUAGACAAGUUGAUACUUUACAGAAAUACUUUGAUGCCUGUGCAGAUGCAGUUUCCAAAGAUGAACUCCAGAGGGAUAAAGUGGUAGAAGAUGAUGAAGAUGAUUUCCCUACAAUGCAUUCUGAUGGGGAUUUUUUACAUAACAGUAACAGCAGUAAGGAAAAAUUGUUUCCACAUGUGACACCCAAAGGAAUUAAUGGCAUAGACUUUAAAGGAGAAGCUAUAACUUUCAAGGCAACUACUGCUGGAAUCCUUGCUACACUCUCUCAUUGUAUUGAACUCAUGGUAAAACGUGAAGAAAGCUGGCAAAAAAGACUAGAUAAAGUAAGAUAAAUUUCCUUUCACUUUUGUUGAAAUAAUUCUUUCUUUAGACUGAAAUUGAAAUUUCAAAUUAGCUGGUUUAACUUUUUUUAUUCCAGGUAUUGCUUUUAUUUUUAUGUACAGCAUUUAUUAAUUUUAGGUACUUUCAUUAUUUAUUACUCCUAUAAAAUGUUAAAACCUCAUCCUGACUGUUGGUGAUACAGUAACAUUAUUCAUCAUAUUCUUUGUUUUCCUAGCCCUUGCUCAGACAGUAUUCCUAUUUUUUAUAUAUCUAUAAAGAACCAGAUAGUAUUCUACAGUAAUUGCUUACAGCCUUCUAAAAGAGACCUAAUUAUCCAUGCUUGCAAAAUGAUAUGCAAAUCUCUGAAAUGCUUUAAUUGUGAUAAGAGAUGGUAACAGUACUGAGGAGAACAACCAGUUCUAACUUUAAAGGUCUAGGAUAAAAUUAUUUCACUUACUUACCUUUGAAAGACUGAAGAGAUUAAUUUAAGACAUGUUUUAUACCAAUUGGUUAAAUUUUUUAGAGUGAUGUCUAAUGGCAGUGACAAUUCAUGGUAAGCUGACUCAACCAUUAUACCAACUUGAAAGGAGCAGUGUUCCCUCUUGUCAGAUUAGAUGUGCUAGAAGCAUGGCUAGGUUGUACUUCAGGCUUUGAUUUCUACAAUCCUGCCAUCACUGGCUGGUGUCCUAUACAGUCCUUUAGACAUUGUUGACUUGUUUUUAAUUUAACAUGUUUCCAUAUGGUAUAUAUCACACUUCAAAUCUUACUCCAUAUGUGCUAGUGGUACACAGUUCAAAGAAUUAAGUAGUUCAGAUAAAAUACAUCCACAUUUGAAUCCUUGCCCCUGUCUCCUGGCUCUUCCUUGUCUAUAUGUGUCAUGGUUUUGGCUGGGAUAGAGUUCAUACUCUUCACUGUAGUUGGUAUAGUGCUGUGUUUUGGAUUUAAUAUGAGAAAAAUGUUGAUAACACACUGAUGUUUUAGCUGUUGCUAAGUAGUGCUUAUACGAGUCAAGGACUUUUCCAGCUUUCCAUGUUCUAGCAGGCGCACAAGAAGCUGGGAGGGGAGGGGGGCAGAGCCAAGACAGGUGAUCCAAACUGGCCAAAGGGAUAUUCCAUAUCAUAUGAUGUCAUGCCCAGUAUAUUAACUGGGGGGAGUUGGCCGGGGGAGGCAGCAAUCGCAGCUUGAUGACCGGUGGCGUUGGUUGGUGGGUGGUGAGCAGUUGCAGCACUUGUUU